UUUGUGGUUGAAGUUCAGCCGAAAACAUGUGUAUAUGUGCCAUCGGAAGAGACUGCCAGCAACGCAUAGUUUCAGAUUAAAGAAGUCAUGGUUUGAUGGAAAAACUGAACCAGGGAUAAAGGGAAGAAUAUUGACUGGAAAAGAAAUUUCUCAAAACCUGAAAAAUUUCAAAAAUGAUUUUGGAAAUCUGAAACGAUCUGGACGCAAGAGAAAAAAGACUGAGUCUAAUGGUAUGGAGUCUGAUGACGAGGAGUUAUCAAGUGAGUCGGAAGAUGAUGAAGAAGAUGAAGUAAAUGUAGAUGAGGAUGAGUUAUCAAGAUGGAAGAAAAGGUCUAUAUUUUUCAAGUUACCGUAUUGGGAGGAUCUUCCUGUGAGGCAUAACUUAGAUGUUAUGCAUGUAGAAAGGAAUGUGGCUGCAAGUAUUCUUUCUACUGUGUUACAUUGUAAGAAAUCAAAGGAUGGUCUAAAUGCCCGUAAAGAUCUGGAGUAUCUUGGUAUUAGAAAGGAUUUGCACCCUAGGAUUCAAGGGAAAAGAACAUAUCUACCUGCAGCUCCUUGGUCUCUAUCGAAGAAAGAGAAAAAAUUUUUAUGUAGUCGUCUUGUUGAUUUCAAAGGACCAGAUGGAUACUGCUCAAACAUAGCAAGAGGCGUAUCUGUAGAUGAAUGUAAAGUGACAGGUCUGAAAUCACAUGACUACCACGUAUUAAUGCAACAACUCCUUCCAGUUGCACUUAAAGGUUUGUUACCUAAAGGUCCUAGGCUAGCAAUUGUACGCUUAUGUGCAUUCUACAACCAAUUGUGUCAGCGAGUAAUUGAUAUGGAGCAGAUUGUGGUAAUGGAAGCUGAGGUUGUUGAAACGAUAUGCAUGUUUGAAAGAUUUUUUCCGCCAAGUUUCUUUGAUAUCAUGGUUCACUUGACGGUUCAUCUUGGAAGGGAAGCUCGGUUAGGUGGACCAGUCCAGUUUAGAUGGAUGUACCCUUUUGAAAGGUAUAUGAAAGUUCUGAAAGACUUUGUGAGAAAUCCUGCAAGACCAGAGGGGUGUAUUGCUGAGUGUUAUCUGGCUGAAGAAUGCGUCCAGUUUUGUAGUGAAUUCUUAAAGAAGUCUACAAACGUACAGGAAAAACUAGAUAGAAACACUGACUAUGAGAAUAGUUCUAUACUAGAGGGUCGUCCUAUAUCCGCAGCCACUUCCAUAACUCUCUCAGAAAUGGAUAAGAAAAUAGCUCAUCUUGCUGUCAUCCAAAAUAUGGCUGUCGUCGAACCUUAUAUCGAUGAGCACCUUCAGCAUCUACAAGACACCAAUGGAAGAUGCCGACGUGAUGCAUCAGUUUUAUGGGCUAUGCAUUCUGAGAAUUUUGCAUCUUGGUUAAAACAGCAGGCAAGUUACAUCAAAUCUACUAUUUUCUGUUGUUAUUUCAUGUUUUUGUGUGUAUGUGUCUGAUUUGUUAUAUUUUAUUUCUCGUAGAUACCAAUUGAUUCAGACAGACAUGGAGAAGUUUUAAAAUGGUUGGCUUACGGUCCACGUUAUAUGGCACGGUCAUAUACAGGUUACAUAGUGAAUGGUCAACGGUUUCAUACAAGUUUAGUUGAUAGGAAAAAUCAGAAUAGUGGGGUUUUCUAUGAGGCAACAGCAGUCUGUAGGGCUAGUGCGAAAGAUACUUCACAAGUGGUUGAUUUGGUAUCUUACUACGGCAGAGUGAUAGACAUCAUACUAUUAGAUUAUAAUGUUUUUUAUGUUCCUCUCUUCCGGUGUCACUGGGCAGUAAUGGGUAAUGGAGCUAAGAUAGAAGAUGGUUUCACACUAGUUAACAUGAAUCAUAGUCAAGUCUCUUUUUUAAAAGAUCCAUAUAUAUUAGCAUCGCAAGCAAAGCAGGUGUUUUACUUAAGGGAAGACGCAGAAUCAAGUUGGCAUGUUGUUAUGCAAGUUCCUUCAAGAAGAUAUAAUAAAGAUUUGGGUGAUGGAAUUGCAGACAUUGGACCAUUACCAGCAAAUGUGGACAUGGAUGUUCACAUGGAUGAAUCUGAAAAUGCCCGAACUGAUUGUGAAGGCAUAUUUGUCUGAAAUGGAGUCUGUUUGUCAUUUACAUUGUUGUUGCUUUAUUUGCUAUGUCUGAUGACUACUUGGUAAUUAUUUUAUUUUUAGUUGUGUUUGUUUGGCAUUCACAUUCUUGUUUUAUUUGCUACGUCUGUUGACUGCUUG
Messenger RNA from Arabidopsis lyrata subsp. lyrata, 2200 nucleotides. RefSeq lists its product as uncharacterized. The transcript has 3 exons. The coding region runs from base 35 to 1441 and encodes 468 amino acids. Lineage: Eukaryota; Viridiplantae; Streptophyta; Magnoliopsida; Brassicales; Brassicaceae. The record is from RefSeq and is a predicted model, not a curated record.